AGCUCUGAAUGAGUUGACGCUGGUUGUAGGAAUGGCGGCUUUGAUUACUAGAGGAAGGAACCCAAAGACCCUGAAACUUUACGUCUAACGGCGUCGCAGAGGAAUUAGUUCCUACGAAACACGGGGACGCCGUCCCGUAGCGGUUGGAAGCGAAAAUAAGUCAGUGUAGCGCGAGAUUAGCGCGGUAGAUGUCCGGGACUAAGCGACUAGUCGCUAGUUAGCUUCACGUCAGUGCCACUGACUUUGAAUCAACGUAGCUGUUAGCUGAACUAGCCAGCUGUUGGCUGUUUGGCUUGGAUGGCCCAACAAGUUAACUAACUGUAUGAAAACGUUCCUUGUUUGAUUUGUGAAGUGGGAAACGACUCUCUUAGUCAUCAGACACUGUUUGAGACUUUCACAGAGCGCGAUAUCAAGCGACAGCAGGUCGACUUUUGCGCGUUGUGAGCAUUAUUACUCCUGCUAACCUCUCCGUUAGCUAGUGCGCUAACGCUUAGCUAAGUUGGGAUCCUGAAGUCUCGCCCAUUUUUUGGGAUCCUGCCCCAGCCAUUGGCUAAGGGCUAAUCAACACCCAACGAGUCCGCUUCUCAGGUCGGAUUGUUGCUACCAUGGAGAGCCUAACUCUGACUGAUAUCGAGCAGAAAUACUACUCGGAUUUGUUCGUGUACUGCGACACGGACAACACCAAAAAAGUGGCAUCAAACGGGAGAGUUCUUGACCUUUUCCGGGCGGCCCAGUUACCCAGCGAAGUUGUCCUGCAGAUCACUGAACUGUGUGGAGCCACUCGGCUGGGUCACUUUGGAAGGAGCCAGUUCUACAUCGCUCUCAAGCUCAUAGCCAUCGCUCAGUCGGGGCUGCCCCUGAGGGUGGAAAGCCUCAAUUCGGUCAAGGACCUCCCGCUGCCCAGGUUCGUUGUGGGGAAGAACGAGGCGGAGGCAAGGCACGCGGCUCUGUACCAGGACCCAGACGGCCAGGGUUUGUAUCCAGCUUCUGCCACCGCAGUAAUACCUCGGCCUCCAGGCAGGGGACUCCAGAACAAGAAAGGUCCCCCAACUUCUGCCUCACUUCCUGUCCAUGAAGUCAUCCAGCCCCUGGCACCCAGCAUAGAGUCACAGCCCGAGCCAACGUCCCCGGUGGUCUCCCCUCACCAGUCCCCCCCAACCUCCCCUCCCUCCUGGAGGAAACACAAACGACAGCACAGCGGAGGAAACGCAGACCGACAGGCGGUGGUGGCCGCAACUGGAGUCGUGUGGCAGCAGUUCAGAGAACCACAAACAGGUGCAGGUCCAGUGCCCGGUGAUGGCAUGUGGUCGUCACACUCGCCCCCUCCGCCGGGUCAGGAAAGCUGGGUCAGUUUCACAGCAGACACCCCGCCAUCCAGCACAGUCCCAGCAAUGCAUCCCUCGUCAGUCCAGGAAAGCACAACGAUACGAACGGUGGCCUCCGCGGCGACGACCAACGAGAUCCAGCGACAGUCCAGCGGCUACGACGACCCGUGGAAGAUCACGGAUGAGCAACGGCAGUAUUAUAUUAACCAGUUUAAAACCAUCCAGCCAGACCUCACCGGCUUUAUACCUGGUUCAGCAGCAAAAGAAUUCUUCACCAAAUCAAAACUACCAAUUUUAGAGCUGUCACAUAUUUGGGAGCUGUCGGAUUUCGAUAAAGAUGGGGCGCUGACCCUGGAUGAGUUCUGCGCCGCCUUUCACCUGGUCGUAGCCAGGAAGAAUGGCUAUGACCUUCCUGAGAAGCUGCCUGAAAGUCUGAUGCCAAAGCUGAUUGACCUGGAUGACUCAGCAGAAGUCCCGGAGCAAACUGCAGACGUGGGAUACUCGGGCUCUCCGGUGGAGGUCACCCCCAACAAAUCGCCCUCCAUGCCUUCACUCAACCAGGCCUGGCCCGAGAUGAACCAGAGCAAUGAGCAGUGGGAGACGUUUAGCGAGCGCUCCUCCAGCUCACAAACUCUGACCCAAUUUGACUCUAACAUUGCACCAGCUGACCCUGACACAGCCAUCGUCCACCCAGUGCCCAUCAGGAUGACGCCCAGUAAAAUCCACAUGCAGGAGAUGGAGCUGAAGAGAACAGGCAGCGACCACAACCACCCCACGAGUCCUCUGCUCGCCAAACCUCCAGAACUGUCCGAGGAAGCCAAACUUCCUGCUUCCAUCAAGUUUGUAGCCGCCAACACUGUAGGUGAUGGUUAUAGCAGUUCAGACUCGUACACAUCAGACCAGGAGCCAAUCACAAGACAAAGGUCCCAGUCAGGUGCGUCUCCGGAAGCUCUGAAGGUUGUCGCCCCUCCUCCUCCUCCCCCUCGCCCUCACCCCUCCCACUCUCGCUCCUCGUCUCUGGACAUGAACCGCACCUUCGCUGCUGCGUCGACCACGGGACAAACGCAACCGUCGACGAUAGCGUUCCCUCCUGCUGUACCUCCACGACCUCUACCAACACAGACAUCGGCACCGCACACUGGACAUCGCGUGGAGGCGGAGCCGGUACCAGGAGGCGGGGCGGCUCUCACUGCCACCACCUCGCCUCAGCAGAUUCCUCAGCAGCCUAAUUUUGCAGACUUCAGUCAGUUUCAGGCGUUUGCCGCUUCCGAACAGCCUUCCAGCCUCCCGGAGGUCGACAAACACAGUGAGGCAGGACAGGUGGAAAAGGCACCAGAAGGUGCCGGCCCUUUAAGAACUGUGAAGAGUGAUGGCCAAGUAGACGAGAGGUCCUCGGCUACUGUCAACUCGGUCAAAGGUUCGUCUGGUCCUCUAGCUCCUCCUCCCAAACCUGUGCGCCGGAGGUUGAAAUCUGAAGACGAGCUGCGGCCGGAGGACGAGCAACACGGCCCGCAGAAAUCCAACGUCAUAGCUGCUGUUCUGUCCACUCAGCCCUCUAUUCCCCGGUCGGUAGGAAAGGACAAGAAGUCAAUUCAAGCUUCAAUCAGAAGAAACAAGGAGACAAACACAGUAUUGGCACGACUUAACAGUGAAUUACAGCAACAGUUGAAGGACCUGCUUGAGGAGAGGAUAUCUCUGGAAGUCCAGCUGGAGCAGCUCAGACCUUUCUCACAUCUUUAGAUGGAAAACAUCUUCGGGAAGCAAGACUGUGUGACUCCCCCCCACAGCCCCUGCCAUCCUCAACUUCUUCCUCCCCUUCCUUCUGUCACCUCUGCUUUCCCUGGAGGCUCCAAACCUGCCGCGGUGCACACACACACACACACACACACACACACUUGUCAAUCACAAGCCAGUAGGACGUGAGAGCACAGUCUUAACCAGGAGGGAGGAGGUGGAGGAGGAGGUGGUGACGGGAGCGAGCGAGCGAGCGGGCGGGGGUUUUUACAAACUGGCACUUUUCAAUCUUCUCUGAAGAGAGGUGAAGGUGAGGACGGCGGCGAACUGAGAAACAGUUCGGAGACACGGACUCGACGCUGCAAAUGCUGGUGUCUGAUCACUUAAAUCUCUGAGUGACUGAAGAAGAGAGGUGGAGUGUAUGCGUUUGUGUGUGUGUGUGUGUGUGUGUCUUUGUGUAUUUGUGUUCCUGUUUUGUGACUUGAGGUUAGCGUCAGUAUGUUUGCUCUCUCCUCGAGAACAGCCACACCAAUUACAAUUCUGAUAUUCAAUUCUACCGACGUUAAAUCUCCAAUUAACCUAGCUUUGCUUAAAGACUGGAAACCUGGCUCUCUCUAAAGCUCAGCAAUGAAAUGUGUUGCAUCCACCAUAAACAGUCCCAACAAUUCUAAAAAAGAACAUUUGGUGGGUUUUCGCUGUUGGAUGAGGUCUUUCAAUUGGUGUUUCGUCUUGAGUGUGUGGUUAACUGUACUAAAACCACUGAAAACGUAACUCUUUAAACAUCAGAGACAAUUUAUUUGACUCCUGUGUGUCACCGGUUCCAAUAUUUAAAAACAGAAAUGAUUAAAAAUAGGUCAUAGACAUGUGAAAAGCUCAUUUUUAGAGGCUGAAGGAAAAGAGUGAGUAAUGGAAAGAAAUUGGCGUUUUUUUCUCUCGACUGGACGUUGGUGUGGUUGGUCUCCACAUAAAACAUACUGGUCUGCCUCUGGACAAGACGUUUUUUUUAUGUGUGUGUUAUUGUGCGGCCUUUAGUGGCUAAAUCAUCAUGGUGAAGGCGUUGUUAUUUUUGUUUUUUUUACUCAUCCUGUGACAUGAAUUCAGCCCACAUCCUUCUUCUUCUUCUUCUUCUUCUUCUUCUUACUGCACUCAAAAACAUUUCUGUGUGUGAAGGUAUGACAUGAACGUAUGCUUUGUCCUCUGUUCUCUCCGUCGUGUUCCAGUGUUUGAUGUGACUGAAUGGUUUAACUUUAAUGCCAAAUGACUGAACAUCACUUACUCACCUCUACGUGCACUGUUGCAACUUCUUUAUCUUCAUACAGUUUUUUUUUUCUUCACCACUUCUGUGGCUCCACAUUUCAGUCUUUCUUCUUUUUUUUGUAAGCCUUGUGUUCCUUGAUUCCUGAAGUUAUUUUCACUCUUAAAAUUCAUGUGGACGGGAAAACGUUUUAGUCGCAGCACGACAUUCACGUGAAGUUUUUUUGGGUUUUUUUUGUUGUUGUUUUACGGCAUAAUAUGAAGAACUGUGUUGCUGAUCCAGAUGUGAUGCUGAUUUGAAAAUGUAACUGUUGGCACUAUGCAAGUAUGGGCAAAAUGAUCCAGUAUCUCCACAGACCAACUCUACUCUAGCUGUGUGAGCAGUAGACUCUGAUUUGUUUUCUUUUUGUAUCAUAGAUCUUCCAAAAACACCAUCUACUGUACAUUUGUGAUCUGUUGUGUUGUUGUUUGUCCACCUCCCUCUUCUCUUCCCCCGCUCCAGACAGAAAUAAACACCUGAUCAGUGUUUUUAUCGGAAUGAUUUCCCCUGCAAAAAUGAAGCCUAACAGCACUACAGACAGAUGGAGACCAGUCGACAAAGUGGGAGACCUGAAUGCCCCGACAGCACUUUGAAACU
Messenger RNA from Solea senegalensis (Senegalese sole), 4950 nucleotides. RefSeq names its product RALBP1 associated Eps domain containing 1 (gene reps1). NCBI's taxonomy places the organism in Eukaryota, Metazoa, Chordata, Actinopteri, Pleuronectiformes, Soleidae. The coding region runs from base 606 to 3065 and encodes 819 amino acids. Gene Ontology annotation, biological process: endocytosis; endosomal transport. The record is from RefSeq and is a predicted model, not a curated record. Gene Ontology annotation, cellular component: cytoplasm; plasma membrane. The transcript is spliced from 19 exons. Gene Ontology annotation, molecular function: protein binding; calcium ion binding.